Molecule: messenger RNA, 1371 nt
Organism: Marmota flaviventris (yellow-bellied marmot)
Lineage: Eukaryota; Metazoa; Chordata; Mammalia; Rodentia; Sciuridae
Gene: Ube2f
Product: ubiquitin conjugating enzyme E2 F (putative)
Source: RefSeq, a predicted model, not a curated record
CGGGUCCGCCCCUGCCGGAGUGGGCCGUGGUGCGGCCGCCGCGCGGGACCCUUCUUGGGGAAGACUCGGACUCCGUGGGAAUCGCGCUCCUUCGGGAAGGGAAGGCUGGGUGGGAAGGGAAGGAGCGCGUUCCGGGCCGGCCGUCAGGGUAAAGGUGGCAGUAAUGCUAACGCUGGCAAGCAAGCUGAAGCGGGAUGACGGUCUCAAAGGGUCCCGGACGUCAGCCACCACGUCUGACUCCACUCGGAGGGUCUCUGUGAGAGACAAGUUGCUUGUCAAAGAGGUUGCAGACCUUGAAGCUAAUUUACCUUGUACUUGUAAAGUGCAUUUUCCUGAUCCAAACAAGCUUCAUUGCUUUCAGCUAACUGUAAUCCCAGAUGAGGGUUACUACCAGGGUGGAAAAUUUCAGUUUGAAACUGAAGUUCCUGACGCAUACAACAUGGUGCCUCCCAAAGUGAAAUGCUUGACCAGGAUCUGGCACCCCAACAUCACAGAGACAGGGGAAAUAUGUCUAAGUUUACUGAGAGAACAUUCGAUUGAUGGCACUGGCUGGGCUCCCACGAGAACCUUAAAGGAUGUUGUUUGGGGAUUAAAUUCUUUAUUUACUGGUGAAGACUGUGACACCAGACAAGCAGAUUCUCCGGUGUUCACCUUGAGUUUCUCUCUUUUUAAGGACCUUUUGAAUUUUGAUGAUCCACUGAAUAUUGAAGCUGCAGAACAUCAUUUGCGGGACAAGGAGGACUUCCGGAAUAAGGUGGACGACUACAUCAAGCGUUAUGCCAGAUGAUAAGAGGAGAUGAUUGCAGGCCCAUGGACUGUGUGUCACAGUUUGUCUCUAGUGUGAAGCAGCACGAGGUAGCCCUCCUCCCUGUCCUCACGCUCCCUCAAUCCCACGGGAUUGUCCCAGUCCUGUGACCUUGUCCUGAAGAAGACCAUCCUCCUGACCGCCCACCGUAGGCGGGGAAUGCAGCAUAAAUACAGCAGGAAACGUGUUUGGGCCUCUAAAGAGUUGUCUGCCUCCCUUAACAUGUUCACUUUUCUGAAACUGUGCUGUCUAGGCUGUCAGUGAGACUCCUGGGAAGUAGUAAUGGGCUCAGCAUUGAGGCUAGCGCUUGCUUCCCCUUCCCCAGCAGAUGGGUAUCCAGUGUCAUUUGCAGAUUGACAAUAAGAAACUAUGGCACACUGUGGUUGGAUGCACAUUCUCUUAGCUUCUCCCGCAAAUGCUGGCCCUGCCCAGAUGUGAGGCUUCCCAGAGCACAGUCAUUCACUGUAGAUCUUACUGAAAUGCGUAUUUUAUUUAAUGUAAGUAUAUUUUGGAACAGAUUUGUAAUUUGUACAAUUUAAUGCUUUAAUUAUUUUUUUCUAUUCUCA